AUGGCCAGUGGGUCAGCCGCAACACUCGCGGCCGCCCGCCGGCAACUGCCGCCCGCCGGCAGCCGCCGCCACCAGCCGCCCGGCGGUGCAGUCGCCGCCGUCGGCUCACAGGGCGGCCAGCACCUCCCUCUCCCACGUCCUCUGCUCUUCCCGUGGCUGCUGCUCCUAUGUGCAGCAUGGCUGAUGGCCAUACCCACGAGUGCUCAGGACACAGCCAAUGCGGUUGUGAUGGAUGGUGCAGGUACGGAUGCGGGUGGGGUUGGAGCUGCAGUUGCAGCCCCGCAGCUGGGUGCGACUGCAUCCAAUGUGCUCGGAGUACAACCCCAGCAGCUACAGCCACAGCCAGGUAUCGACCAACAACAAGCCCAACCGGGGCAGCUGCCGCAACAGUAUCAACAACAACAACAGAAUGCCCAACAGCUGCUACAGCCCCAGCAGCAGCAGGGACAGCAGCAAGCAGUCUCGGUCAGGGCGGCCGGGACAGAUGCCCUGCAGCAGCAGCCGCAGGUACAACCCCGCCCUCAGCGGCAGGUAGCACAGGUGGUGCUCCGCGAGGAGUGCGCUGACAUCCCCAUCAGCACCUCCCAGCUGGGGCUGGCGAACAUGGCCGAGCUGAUAGUCACUGGUUGUGUGCACAAGGGCCUGGUGCGCUGCCGCAACAACACCGACGAUCUGGGGGACUGUUUACUGCUGGUGGAGGCACCCGUACUGCCGGACUCGGCGCCCUGCGCCCUGACAGGCGGCCAGAGGUACAUGUUCUUCUUGCAGGCCCAACCGGGACCCUGCGACGGUUACUACUACGCCAUGUUCCAGCGUGCCUACCACAGUAUUCGGAGGCCGCUUGGGGGCACCGGCUGCACCUUCUACCCAGAUUUUCCCGAAGCGAGCGACAUGGUCACCCGUAUCAACAGCCAGUGCUCCGGAAACGCAGCGGCCACGUGUUCCCUGGACCGCUGCGACCCACGGGUCACUCGCUCACCUUGCGCCAACGAUACGACGACACGCUGCGACCUCAAGCAAUGCGCAGGGAAGUUCAUGUACUACAACGCCAUCAUGCCGUCUGAGACGUGCUAUGAGCUGUAUACGUAUCGCACUUCGGGCCUACCGGUCAACUGCUACGGCCAGCGCUACAUCAACAACCGAAUACGGGAGAUCGAACUACAGCAGGCGCUAGCUAACGCGACGGCAGCGCAGACGCGCUCCGCUCGUCCCGGAUCCCUGAGCCAAGCGGCAGUGCAGGACGACGCUAUUGGCGAUUGA
Messenger RNA from Volvox carteri f. nagariensis, 1260 nucleotides. RefSeq lists its product as uncharacterized. The transcript is spliced from 6 exons. Lineage: Eukaryota; Viridiplantae; Chlorophyta; Chlorophyceae; Chlamydomonadales; Volvocaceae. The coding region runs from base 1 to 1260 and encodes 419 amino acids. The record is from RefSeq and is a predicted model, not a curated record.